GAGUUCCUCCGCUGAGCGCGCCACGUCGCCCUUAGCGAGCUUGUGGGGGACAGGCAGGGGGAGGGAAAAAGCCGAGUGGGGCGGGAACUAUUUCCUCUCGCGAUAGCUAGCGACGGCAGCGGCGGCGGCAGCGGCGGCGGCGGCGGCGGCGUGUCCGUGAGAGUAGCGUGGGGGCGGGGAGGAGAGGCGGCGGCAGCGGCGUCCGAGCUACGCCACACAGGGUCCGGGCGUUGAAAGCCGGAGUGCAGAGCGGGGUCGUGGCGGCGGCGGAGAGGAGCGGGAGGAGGAGGAGGGGGUGCCAUGGCCGGGCAGCAGUUCCAGUACGAUGACAGUGGGAACACCUUCUUCUACUUCCUCACCUCCUUCGUGGGUCUCAUCGUGAUCCCGGCCACAUACUACCUCUGGCCCCGAGACCAGAAUGCCGAGCAAAUUCGAUUAAAGAAUAUCAGAAAAGUAUAUGGAAGGUGCAUGUGGUAUCGUUUACGGUUAUUAAAACCCCAGCCAAAUAUUAUUCCUACAGUAAAGAAAAUAGUUCUGCUUUCAGGAUGGGCAUUGUUCUUAUUCCUUGCAUACAAGGUUUCCAAAACAGACCGAGAAUAUCAAGAAUACAAUCCUUAUGAAGUAUUAAAUUUGGAUCCUGGGGCAACAGUAGCAGAAAUUAAGAAACAAUAUCGUUUGCUGUCACUUAAAUAUCAUCCAGAUAAAGGAGGUGAUGAAGUCAUGUUCAUGAGGAUAGCAAAAGCUUAUGCAGCUUUAACUGAUGAAGAGUCUCGGAAAAAUUGGGAAGAAUUUGGAAAUCCAGAUGGGCCUCAAGCCACAAGCUUUGGAAUUGCCCUGCCCGCUUGGAUAGUUGACCAGAAAAACUCAAUUUUGGUUUUACUUGUAUAUGGAUUGGCAUUUAUGGUUAUCCUUCCAGUUGUUGUGGGUUCUUGGUGGUAUCGCUCAAUACGUUAUAGUGGAGACCAGAUUCUAAUACGUACAACACAGAUUUAUACAUACUUUGUUUACAAAACCCGAAAUAUGGAUAUGAAACGUCUCAUUAUGGUUUUGGCUGGAGCUUCUGAAUUUGAUCCUCAGUAUAAUAAAGAUGCCACAAGCAGACCAACAGAUAAUAUUCUAAUACCACAGCUAAUCAGAGAAAUUGGCAGCAUUAAUUUAAAGAAGAAUGAGCCUCCACUUACCUGCCCAUAUAGCCUGAAGGCCAGAGUUCUUUUACUAUCUCAUCUUGCUAGAAUGAAAAUUCCUGAGACCCUUGAAGAAGAUCAGCAAUUUAUGCUGAAAAAAUGCCCUGCCCUACUUCAAGAAAUGGUUAAUGUAAUCUGCCAACUAAUAAUAAUGGCCCGGAGCCGUGAAGAAAGGGAGUUUCGUGCUCCAACUUUGGCAUCCCUAGAAAACUGCAUGAAGCUUUCCCAGAUGGCUGUUCAAGGACUUCAGCAAUUUAAGUCUCCCCUCCUGCAGCUCCCUCACAUUGAAGAGGACAAUCUUAGAAGGGUUUCUAAUCAUAAAAAGUACAAAAUUAAAACUAUCCAGGAUUUGGUGAGUUUAAAAGAAUCAGAUCGUCACAGUCUAUUGCACUUCCUUGAAGAUGAAAAAUAUGAAGAGGUUAUGGCUGUCCUUGGGAGUUUUCCAUAUGUGACCAUGGACAUAAAAUCACAGGUAUUGGAUGAUGAAGAUAGCAACAAUAUCACAGUAGGAUCCCUAGUUACAGUGUUGGUUAAGCUGACAAGGCAAACAAUGGCAGAAGUAUUUGAAAAGGAGCAGUCCAUUUGUGCUGCAGAGGAACAGCCAGCAGAAGAUGGGCAGGGAGAUACUAACAAGAACAGGACAAAAGGAGGAUGGCAACAGAAGAGCAAAGGACCCAAGAAAACUGCUAAAUCCAAAAAAAAGAAACCUUUAAAAAAAAAACCUAUACCUGUGCCAUUAUCACAGUCAAAGCAACAGAAACAAAAGCAGGCAAAUGGAGUCGUUGGGAAUGAAGCUGCAAUAAAGGAAGAUGAAGAAGAAGUUUCUGACAAAGGCAGUGACUCUGAGGAAGAAGAAACCAAUAGAGAUUCCCAAAGUGAAAAAGAUGAUGGUAGUGACAGAGAAUCUGAUAGAGAGCAAGAUGAAAAGCAAAACAAAGAUGAUGAAGCAGAGUGGCAAGAAUUACAACAAAGUAUACAGAGAAAGGAGAGAGCUCUGUUGGAAACCAAAUCAAAGAUAACACAUCCUGUGUAUAGUCUUUACUUUCCUGAGGAAAAACAAGAAUGGUGGUGGCUUUAUAUUGCAGAUAGGAAGGAGCAGACACUAAUAUCUAUGCCAUAUCACGUGUGUACACUAAAAGAUACCGAAGAGGUAGAACUGAAAUUUCCUGCACCAGGCAAGCCUGGAAAUUAUCAGUAUACUGUGUUUCUGAGAUCAGACUCCUAUAUGGGUUUGGAUCAGAUUAAACCAUUGAAGUUGGAAGUUCAUGAGGCUAAGCCUGUGCCAGAAAAUCACCCACAGUGGGACACAGCAAUAGAGGGGGAUGAAGACCAGGAGGACAGUGAGGGCUUUGAAGAUAGCUUUGAGGAAGAGGAAGAGGAAGAGGAAGAUGAUGACUAAGCAGUACUAUGAAUAGACCACAGUGUUUGCACAUCUUUGCAAAAUUUUGCUGUUUUGAAAGUGUAAAAUAAACCAGAAACAGGACAGAACUGAUGUUGAGGGAGGUCUUAGUUUCUUUUCUCUAGAAAUGGGUGUGUUAUAUUAACUAGGCAGUGGUGGUGCCUUGGUACAAUCUGAAAAAUGCUUAAGGCUUAUUGAAGCUUUUCAAGUAUGGGAUGGUGCGUUUAUUUCAUCUGCAAAUGAUAAUAAAUCCUUUGUUAUUAUAACUGUU
This is a messenger RNA of Lemur catta (Ring-tailed lemur), 2854 nucleotides long. It is a transcript of the gene SEC63, whose product is annotated as SEC63 homolog, protein translocation regulator. The coding region runs from base 301 to 2583 and encodes 760 amino acids. The transcript has 21 exons. Lineage: Eukaryota; Metazoa; Chordata; Mammalia; Primates; Lemuridae. Gene Ontology annotation, molecular function: transmembrane protein transporter activity; RNA binding. Gene Ontology annotation, biological process: SRP-dependent cotranslational protein targeting to membrane; post-translational protein targeting to endoplasmic reticulum membrane. The record is from RefSeq and is a predicted model, not a curated record. Gene Ontology annotation, cellular component: Sec62/Sec63 complex.